AUGCGGCUGCCAGCAUGGCUUCCGCUACUCCUUCUGACCGGGUUUGCCCAAGCGAGACCGCGCGACUAUGAACAGAAGGACUAUCUUGCCCUCCAUCUCCACCCUUCCGCAGUUCCUCAAGAGGUUGCCCUUCGACUAGGGAUCCAAUUUGAAGGUCCAAUCGGGGAAUUAGCCCAUCAUUAUAUUUUUUCAUGUCCAAAGGACUCAUGUCAGGAAUUGGAGCAUUCGUUGGAAGAGUCCCAGAAGCGGAAGAAGCGAAGGCGACGUUCUGUGGAAAGUAGGGAUGCGUUGACUUCGGAAGAACAAAUAUACCACGAUUUAACUGGUGUGCUUUGGUCAGAGAAGCAAGAGUUGCGACACCGUCAUGUCAAGCGAAUACCUCCGCCUCCUCCUCUUGCCCUUCGUGCACCUCAGGACGCUGCCGACUCAAAUUCAGGAGAAUCGGCUGACCAAGCGCAGCAAGAAGCUAUUCAGCGCUUGAACACCAUCGCAGAGACACUGGAUAUCAAAGACCCUAUCUUCAAGGAGCAGUGGCAUUUGUUCAACCCUUUACAGCUAGGUCACGACUUGAACGUCACUGGUGUCUGGCUGGAGGGCAUCACUGGUAACGGUACCAUUUCCGCCGUCAUCGAUGACGGCCUGGACUUGUACAGCAAUGACCUCAAGGACAACUAUUAUGCCGAGGGUUCAUGGGACUUCAAUGAUAACUCUCCUGAACCGAAGCCUCGACUUUUCGACGACAAACAUGGUACCCGCUGUGCGGGAGAGAUUGCCGCUGUGAGAAAUAACGUCUGUGGGGUGGGCAUGGCCUAUGACAGCAAAGUCGCUGGCAUUCGGAUAUUAUCCAAACCCAUCACUGACGAGGACGAGGCGAUAGCCAUAAACUACCACUACCAGGACAAUCAGAUCUACUCCUGUUCGUGGGGCCCGCCGGACGAUGGCGCAACCAUGGAAGCCCCGGGCCUUCUCAUUCAACGAGCUAUGGUUAACGGUGUCCAGAAUGGCCGAAACGGCCUCGGGUCUGUUUUCGUCUUCGCGGCCGGCAACGGGGCGGCGAGUCAGGACAACUGCAACUUUGAUGGUUAUACAAACAGUAUUUACAGCAUUACGGUCGGAGGCAUUGACCGCGCUGGCAACCAUCCCUACUACUCCGAAGCUUGCUCAGCACAGCUAGUUGUGACUUAUAGCUCCGGCCAUCAGGAUGCAAUCCACACCACGGAUGUCGGGGCCGAUAAAUGCUACAAUGGUCAUGGCGGGACAUCGGCCGCAGGGCCGCUUGUCGUUGGUACUGUAGCUCUUGCACUCAGCAUUCGGCCAGACCUUUCCUGGCGAGAUCUGCAAUACCUCUGUGUUGAGAGCGCCAUCCCUAUACACGAAGACGACGGGAGUUGGCAGAACACGACGAUCGGAAAGAGAUUCAGCCACGUCUACGGAUAUGGCAAGGUCGACUCGUAUAGAUUCGUCGAAGCUGCUAAGACAUGGGAGACCGUGAAGCCACAAGCUUGGUUUCACUCGCCCUGGCUCAGCGUUCAGCACCAGAUCCCAGAGGGUGACCAAGGACUGGCUGCGAGUUUCGAAGUCACAGAGGAGAUGCUGAAAAAGGCCAACCUUGAAACACUCGAACACGUCACCGUGACUAUGAAUGUCGAGCACACCAGGAGAGGCGAUCUGAGUGCAGAUCUGAUCAGUCCCAGUGGUUUGAUCAGCCAACUCGCAACCCCCCGUGGUCCAGAUAAAGCUGCAGAAGGGUACGAUGACUGGACGUUCAUGUCGGUUGUUCAUUGGGGCGAAUCUGGGAUUGGGAACUGGACUGUAAUCGUCAAAGAUACUCUGCAGAAUGAAUUCAAUGGCACCUUCAUCGACUGGCGUCUCAAUUUAUGGGGCGAGUGUAUCGAUCCCCAAAUUCAAUCCCUCCACCCGCUUCCUGAUGAGCAUGACGACGACCAUGAAACAGCCACCGCGAUUGUUAGCACAACCAGUGUGGAAGCUGGUACUCCAGCUACUGACCUUCCAACAACGCCCACCGAUCACAUCGAUCGGCCUACUAAGCCCAAGCCUUCUGAUACAACAGAUUCUGUGGUCAUUGUCACGGCGACCAACACAGUCUCUGUACCUAUUGCAACCGCAACAGUGACAGGGGAACCAACCGAGGCACAUUCAGACGGCUUUCUUCCCUCUUUUUUCCCUACAUUUGGCGUGUCGAAGCGGACACAAAUUUGGAUUUACGGCUCAAUCGUGUUGAUCGUUCUCUUUUGUGUGGGUCUAGGGGUAUAUUUCCUGAUUCAGCGGAGGAAAAGACUCCGAAACAAUCCUCGCGACGCAUACGAAUUCGAGAUGGUCGGCGAUGCAGAUGAGGAUGAGCAACAGGGCCUGACCUCACGUGGAGGACGAGGCAAGGGACGAGCCCGACGAGGCGGAGAACUGUACGAUGCAUUUGCUGGCGAGAGCGACGACGAUUUGUACAGUGAUGAAGAAACAUAUCAAGACACCCCAAGUAACGACACAGGAACGGGAUCGAGGUCUGGGAGCUCUGAAGGCAAGGAAAGGGAGAAAUAA
Messenger RNA from Fonsecaea multimorphosa CBS 102226, 2556 nucleotides. RefSeq lists its product as uncharacterized. Gene Ontology annotation, cellular component: trans-Golgi network; Golgi membrane. The transcript has 2 exons. NCBI's taxonomy places the organism in Eukaryota, Fungi, Ascomycota, Eurotiomycetes, Chaetothyriales, Herpotrichiellaceae. Gene Ontology annotation, biological process: protein processing. Bases 1 to 2556 code for a protein of 851 amino acids. Gene Ontology annotation, molecular function: serine-type endopeptidase activity. The record is from RefSeq and is a predicted model, not a curated record.